Eufriesea mexicana is the source of this 3269-nucleotide messenger RNA. It is a transcript of the gene alpha-Catr, whose product is annotated as alpha-catenin related. Bases 3 to 2285 code for a protein of 760 amino acids. The record is from RefSeq and is a predicted model, not a curated record. Lineage: Eukaryota; Metazoa; Arthropoda; Insecta; Hymenoptera; Apidae. Gene Ontology annotation, molecular function: cadherin binding; actin filament binding. Gene Ontology annotation, biological process: Rho protein signal transduction; cell adhesion. The transcript is spliced from 11 exons.
UCAUGGCGACACCCGACCCCGUAGACCCAGCCACCCUAGAGAUAAAGACCCGUAGCAUAGAACAGACACUACACCCACUAGUAAAGCAGAUUUCCACGUUAGUGUCGCACAGAGAACGUCCGCUAUGUUCGGACAGAAGUCUCCGUGCCGUUGCCAGAGUCGGCCAAGCCGUGAAUCUGGCGGUAGAGAGGUUCGUCACUGUUGGCGAAACCAUCGCAGAUGGCAAUCCAGAGAUCAGUGAGGACAUGUACCAGGCGUGCAAGAGGGCUAGAGAUGCUGGCUCAGCGAUCGAGAAAUUAUGCGAAUGCGCCACAGAGGACAGCCUAGCUGAUCGGGGCUCUGUCGUCAGGGCUGCGAGAUGUCUCCUGGGUUCUGUAACGAAGGUUCUCCUUCUGGCUGACAUCGUCGUGGUGAAACAGCUUCUUCUCGCGAAGAAGAAGGUGGCUCGCAGCCUUGGCCGUCUCGAAAGUGUCUCAAACUUCACCGAAUUCGUGAAGGCGUUUAGCCAGUUCGGGGCGGAAAUGGUGGAGUUGGCACACUUAACGGGUGAUCGUCAAAAUGACUUGAAAGACGAGAGACGAAGGGCACAGAUGGCCGCGGCUCGCCAAGUUUUAGAGAGGAGCACUAUGAUGCUGCUCACGUCUAGUAAAACCUGCUUGAGGCAUCCGGAAUGUCCGUCUGCCAGAGAAAAUAGAGAUACCGUUUUCUGCCAGAUGCGAAGGGCCAUGGACUUGAUACAUUACGUGGUCAAAGAUGGAGUGUUGGACUGCAGCGAAUCGCAGUCCUAUUCGAAUUCUCAGAGUCCGCAACAGGAGGAUUGGGACAGCAGCACAGCGUUCUCCGCGUUGAAACACUUUGAGAGACUCGUUGAAACCACAAGAAUGACUCUCCUAGGACCAGGCUGUCGUGAGACGCUCACAGCCGCGUUAGAUACCGUCAUUGAGAGGACGCAGGAUUUCACGGACAGCGCGUACACGAGUCACGAACACAGAGAGAACAUCCUUCUGCUUUGUGACCGGGCGCAACUCGAGCUCAAUACGCUCCUGCGAAUUGGUAACAGUAUGAAUUACGAAGGUGGCGGCGGUUCACCGAGUUCUGAAAUGGAGCAAGCUGUCCUGGGAGUGUUACGUACCACGAGAGAUCUGCGACAACAGUUGUGCACGACCACUAUGGAACAAGCAGCUGAUCUUGGACAGGUAACUAAAGCGGGUCAGGAGCUCGUGUCAACGAUCAGGAACGUCGCACUGGCCAAUGACAGAUAUCUUCUUCAAGAGAGCAACGAAAAAUUUCGCGAGUACAUUGAACAUAUUCUCGAAGUAUGCAAAAUGCUGAGACACGUUGCGCUCUCGGAAUCAUUGCAAGUUUCAGCGAAAUUUACGGAAAUUAACCUAAGAAUAUAUGGCCCUCAAGUGGUGACAGCGGCGUACACCUUAGCGAGACAUCCUACCAGUAAAAUCGCUAAGGAGAACCUCGAAGUUUUCGCUGACAUGUGGCAGUGGCUUAUGACUGACGUGACCACAGUGGCGAAAGAUGUGCUCGAAUUAAACCAAAACCGACCAGAAAAACAAGUUUACAUGUCCUUGCCACGACCUGGAAAACACGGCACAACAAGCAAGCCGCUGAAACCAGUAAAAUUGGACAGCGAGGAACAGGCAAAGAUAGCAAAGGCGGGCCUCGAGAUGAAGCUGAUUACCUCGGAGAUGGACGCGGAGACAGAGAAGUGGCAGGAAAGCGGAAGCACCUUGGAGGAAAAUAACGACAUCGUGAAACGGGCGAAGAACAUGUCCUCGAUGGCGUUCUCGAUGUACCAGUUCACCAGGGGCGAGGGGGCGCUGAAGACCACCCAAGAUCUGUUCACCCAAGCUGAGUAUUUCGCCGAGGAGGCGAACAGAUUGUACAAGGUUGUGAGACAAUUCAGCUAUCAGGUACCAGGGGGCCCGCACAAGAAAGAACUCUUGGAAAAUCUGGACCGUGUGCCAACGUACGUGCAGCAGCUUCAGUUCACCGUGAAGAACCCCACCGUCGGGAAGGCCGCCACUUUUACGAAAGUCGAUAACGUGAUACAGGAGACAAAAAAUUUAAUGAACGUGAUUUCGAAAGUGGUCACCACGUGCUUCGUCUGCGCCACAAAGUACAACCUGGAUUUCCGAGGUCUGUCGGCGCGUGGGGCCGGCGGCUCGCCGUACAGGGGCGGAGAGGGUGCAGGCGCCGACGGCGACGGUGGCGGUGCUGGUGUCGACGGCAGCAAGACGGGCUCCGCCCCCGGCAGCGACCCGUCCGUCUGACAGUUUGGGAUGGCCCGACGGGCCAAGGGGGACGCUCGCCGCACUCGGGUCUCCUUUCUGCUUUUCUAGAAAGAACCCUCGCCUGCCCCAGCGAAACGUACACGUCGGCCCCUCUGGACACCCCCAGCAGGUCCACCGGGACUCGCUGAACGGGAUCUUGACAUUUCUCGAAGGGAUCGCGCGCGUAGAGCUCGCCUGUACGGUUCUUAGACACCGUACGCUAGGGACAUGGGGGCGAUGGUUCGUCAUGACGGUACUGGGGAUAAAUUAUUAUGCGAACAAUCGAUUUCGCUGGGUUGCGAUUUAUUUUUGUAAACACGAAUUUGAAAACCGAACUGACUGAGAUUAGUCGGGACAAUUGGAACAUUGUGCAAUGCCGAGCUUUAAAUAUCUCCUUGAAGGAAGUAUUUGAAUUCUCGUUUGAAACUGUGUCAAUUUCGGUUUAAAUUUAAAGUCGAGCAGCGGGGCAUCCCUUCGAGAGAUAAUUUUGACAUUAUUGAAGUAGCGUUCCCCGGAACACGGAAUCUGGUCUAAUCUAUGAUUGUUAAUAGAGCACGAAUGCUUGAACUCCAUCGAGGAACGAACAUCGAACGACCAACACGACUGGAUCGUUCUUCGAGAAGCGAAAGAAAUGUCGAACGAAACUCGCUCGUUAGAAAGUUUCGUUGAGAAAGAAGAAUGCAAAAUAUUCUACCGGUGCUACAGAGCCAAUCGACUGGUUUCCUGAUUAACUAAGAAGUAUCUAGAUGAUAAGCCGACCGCGUAAUUUCUUACAAGCACAUUGAAUUUGUAUCCGACGAAAUGAACUUCGAAAACGCGUGCGCUUUUUCGAAGAGGUAAUAUUAGAUUAUCGACGUGUACGUUUCUAAAUCGUAAUUGCUUCGAGCACAAGCUAUAUAUCAGCGAUUAGCCACAGUACACGUACCUCUGCGUUGCUCAACAUAGGGAAACUUAACGGGCUUUCGGCUCGAGUCACAUUGCGCU